This is a messenger RNA of Xyrichtys novacula (pearly razorfish), 2926 nucleotides long. Lineage: Eukaryota; Metazoa; Chordata; Actinopteri; Labriformes; Labridae. The record is from the annotation of a GenBank genome assembly.
AUGAGAGCUGUAGCAUGUGUGCUGUUUAUCCUGAGCCUGGUGUGGGACAGUGUGAGAGCUGACAACUCAAUCAGCAGCUUAAAAAUGGCAGCAGGUAAAGUGGUGCUUGGUUCAUUAAUGUUGCUCAGAAUCUGUUGAUUCAGAUUGUUAUCUUAAUACGUUAUGUGUAUUGAAAUGCUACAAUAACAACACAAAUACUUAUGGCAUCCAUACAUUUAGAAGUUUGUCAUUUUCCAUGUAAGCUGUAUCAAUACAAAAGCAGCAGCUAUGUUAAGUUUAUAGGACUUCCUUUUUAUUUUUUUAGCAUCCUGGGAGGGGGAGCUGCCGUGCAAAGAGUGGAACUGUGAGUGUGCAUUCAAGCAGCGCGGUUGCUGCUGUGCUGCCACUGAUCUCCAAGAGGUGGAGGAUCAGAUCUUCCACAAAGUGAUGGACCUGUCCAGGAGAGUUUUCCAGCUUGGGGACACCAUCCUUGAAGUUUUAGGUACUCUAUAAUAAGAACAAAGGCAUUGUUAGAAAUAGCUCAAAGUUUAUUUGGUAACACAUCAAACUACUCGAGUUGUUUUAGGCUGAUAUUUUUUUAAAAUAUUUUCUGUGAGAUUUUGAAGGUGCUUUGUCCAUUUUGGCCUUAAAAUGUAGGUUUUAAAACACUUUGAAUUUUGAGAUAAUACAAAACAGUAGCUGAUAAAUAAUUUCUUAUAAUUACGCAGAUAAAUCAACCGAUGUUACACAACUUUAAGAAUGUUGAUUUAUAGCAAAACAAUCAUAACAAUAAUAAUUGGCAGGUUUUAUCACUGAGGCACAUAGCUCGUCUUUUUUGACUUGAAAAACUAGGCCAAAUUCUCCUACUUUCCUAUUUUUCAGUGUUUUAUUCUUUAAACCGAAGCUUUUGUAAGUAAGCUUGCUAGACAUAUUUGAAGAUGGUGCCUCGAUUCUAUAUACCAAAUAAAAGAUUUCAUACACCACAAUCAGUAUAUUUACAUGAUGUUAAAAUAAGUUUGGGUACGGUUCAACAAUUUUCAUGCCAGGUAAAUGUGUUGAAGGGAGGUUAGCCUCAUAGACUGUAUAUAGAAUGGGCGCCGUCUGCCUCAUGCUGGGUGAAGCCACUCUGAGAACAGCACCCUCUGGUGACGGGCUGCAGUAUAGGUCAUAAAUCCCGCCUCCGCCAGCAAAGCUUAUGGGACUGUGGACAAACUAGAAAUUUAUUACGCAGAAUAUACAUUUGUAUCCCCCCUGGUUGUGAUGUUGACAUGUAGUUACUGUUAGAUUGGUUUGUGCUCAAGUCCUCUUUUCUCUGUACAGCUCCAUUUUUAAAAGUUAUUAGGGGGUUCAUGUUUUCUAUGAUUGGCUCUUGAUACAGCCUUUUGGUGCACCAAGAUUGUGUAGCUCACCCAGGGGAUACGCUGUUUGAGCUGAGCGCCAUCACAGCGACUCUCCCGCCAAUUGCAUACAGUGCUACUGCACAAAUGGUGGAGUAUGUACAACGCUACUGCACAUUGUUGGUUUCAGGAAGUUGAGAAAAAAAACCGAAAUAUCGUGAGCAAUUCAGUUUCAAAUUCCUGUAAUGACAGAAGGUGGGACCAAGUAUAUACAGUCUAUAGUUAGCCUCUUGCUAACUUGUUUGUAGGUUGUUUUGGUACAUGACUAUACUAGGUCACCUGACAGACAGUCGACCAAAUUGACCAAAAAGAAGGAUGGGGAUGGACAUACUUGUGUUCAUAAAUUUGGUCUCACCUGGUGUGUCUUUAAGGACAGCUUCAAAGGCUGCCAAACAAGGGGGUAUGGCUGCAGGCUGGCUCAUAUAGAGUCUACUCAAUUUCAGAUAAACAACAAGAUUCUGAAAAUGAUAGCAUGAUUGACUGACCUUUCUCAAUGUAAUAUUCAAAGGUAAAGUUGCAGUCGAAUAUUAUGCACCGAUAUCUGACUAAAGGUUUGAUCUUUGUGGAUAAGACACAAAGGCUGCUCUUUGUAAGUUCUGUGUAAUUUUGUAGAUUUAAUUAAAGAAAGUGUUGAGCCAUCAAACAUUUUUCAUUGCUGUGACAGUCUUUGACAGCUGCAAAGUUUCAAAGGCCCCCUGGUCUCAGGGAAGGUAAAUCUGUGUGUCGUCUGCAUAGCAAUAAAAGGAGAUUUAGUAGAGCUAAAUUAUUUGGCCAAGGGGCUGCAUAGACGAAAAAUAAAUCUAGACCUAAAACUGAACCCUGUAGUACACCACAAAUAGCCACUGUGGGCAUAGGACUGAACCUGUUUGAAUACCCGAACAUACUUGAAAUUGAUGAAAUACAUCCAAAGUAUCUGUUUUCAGAAAGAGAUGAUGGAGUAACAUCUAACAACUUUGUUAUAAUUCUAUGUUUGCUCUUCCCUGUUGGUCCCUCUAUUUCAGGAGGGAUAAGAGUUGCAUUUACAGCCUCCAUGAGUCAUAAAAAGACCUGCUUUGGACCUUUCACCAGGAGCACCCCCAUUCCUUAUAAUCUCCUCACCUUCAAUCAUGGAAGUGGAUAUAAUCCUGCCCUGGGUAAACACUCACAAGCAGUAAUUUUAACACCACAUACACAUGAUUUCCUGCCUUUGUAAAGUGUAAAGGAGCCUUUUACAAAUUUUACAUGCUGUCCAAAUGUUAUUUAUUUCAGGAAUUUUCACAGCUCCUCGUCCAGGAUUGUAUUCCUUCUCCUUCUCAGUCUACUCAAAGGUGCAAGGGGAAGGGGAGAAGAUGUACUAUAAGGUGCAGCUCAUGAGAAACGGGGAGGCGGUGGUUUCAACCUGGGAAGAUAACAGAGAGGACUCAGAGGACAGCAGCUCUCAGACAGUACUGCUGUCUCUGGAGCAGGGAGGUCAGGUCUAUGUGCAGCUGCUGAGCGGCAGGCAGCUCUGUGGAAACAUUGAAGGUCUUAACACCUUCUCUGGAGCCCUGAUUUACCCUACUCUGACUUGA